AUGCCGGCCGGCGCACGGCGGUCGCUGGCUUCCCCGGUAGUGAGCGGGGUGCUCUGUCAGUGCGGCGGCGAUGCGGCCGCCUCGGCGUCCAGGGCCGCUGGACACCUGCCGGCGAGCGAGGCGGGCGGCGGCGGCGCCUCGCUUUCUUCCCCCUCAUGCGGCCCGGAAGGCGAGCGGCGCCUCCACAGCCUUUUCCUCCUGCUCGACGUCAACCGCGACGGCGCCCUUUGCAUCCACGACUUGGCUGUGGGGCUGGGGCGGCUCGGCCUCCACCGCUCCGAGAGGGACUUGCGGAAAAUUGUAAAAGCUGGAGAUAAGGACCUGGAUGGGCAGCUGGACUUUGAGGAGUUCGUUCACUACCUCCAAGACCACGAGAAGAAACUGAGGCUGGUUUUCAAGAGUCUUGAUAAGAAGAACGAUGGCCGCAUCGAUGCCCAGGAGAUUGUGCAGUCCCUUCGGGAUCUGGGAGUCAAGAUCUCCGAACAGCAGGCAGAAAAAAUUCUCAAGAGAAUAAGGACGGGGCACUUCUGGGGUCCUGUCACAUACAUGGAUAAGAACGGGACGAUGACGAUAGACUGGAACGAGUGGCGCGACUAUCAUUUGUUGCAUCCUGUGGAGAACAUCCCCGAGAUCAUCUUGUACUGGAAGCACUCAACGAUUUUUGACGUGGGAGAGAACUUGACAGUACCGGAUGAGUUCACCGUGGAAGAGAGGCAGACGGGGAUGUGGUGGCGGCACCUGGUUGCAGGUGGAGGUGCGGGAGCCGUGUCUCGAACCUGUACUGCUCCCUUGGACCGCCUGAAAGUGCUCAUGCAGGUCCAUGCUUCUCGCAACAACAACAUGUGCAUUGUCGGUGGCUUCACCCAGAUGAUCAGAGAGGGCGGCCCGAGGUCACUUUGGCGAGGGAACGGUAUCAACGUCUUGAAGAUCGCUCCAGAAUCUGCCAUUAAAUUCAUGGCCUAUGAACAGAUCAAGCGCUUAAUUGGUACUGACCAGGAGGUGCUGAGGAUUCACGAGAGACUCGUAGCUGGUUCACUGGCAGGAGCCAUCGCACAGAGCAGCAUCUACCCCAUGGAGGUCCUGAAGACUCGGAUGGCUCUGCGCAAGACAGGGCAGUACCUGGGGAUGCUGGACUGUGCCAAGAACAUUAUGGCCAAGGAAGGAAUGGCUGCUUUCUACAAAGGCUACGUCCCCAAUAUGCUUGGGAUCAUUCCGUACGCUGGCAUUGACCUGGCGGUGUAUGAGACAUUAAAAAACACCUGGUUGCAACGUUACGCUGUAAACAGCGCUGACCCGGGGGUGUUCGUUCUGUUGGCCUGUGGCACCAUGUCAAGCACCUGUGGGCAGCUGGCCAGUUAUCCUCUGGCCCUAGUACGGACACGCAUGCAAGCUCAAGCUUCGAUUGAAGGAGCGCCACAGGUGACGAUGAGCGGACUCUUCAAGCACAUCCUGAAGACGGAGGGAGCUUUUGGCCUGUACAGAGGGCUGGCCCCCAACUUUAUGAAGGUGAUACCGGCCGUGAGCAUCAGCUACGUGGUCUAUGAGAACCUGAAGAUGACUCUGGGUGUGCAGUCCCGAUGACAAGGGGGCGCCGGUGC
Messenger RNA from Euleptes europaea (tarantolino), 1598 nucleotides. It is a transcript of the gene SLC25A25, whose product is annotated as solute carrier family 25 member 25. Gene Ontology annotation, biological process: transmembrane transport. Gene Ontology annotation, molecular function: calcium ion binding; ATP transmembrane transporter activity. The record is from RefSeq and is a predicted model, not a curated record. The transcript is spliced from 11 exons. Gene Ontology annotation, cellular component: mitochondrial inner membrane. Bases 1 to 1581 code for a protein of 526 amino acids. NCBI's taxonomy places the organism in Eukaryota, Metazoa, Chordata, Lepidosauria, Squamata, Sphaerodactylidae.